AUGAAGUUACACGAAAUAGAUGAAAAAAUUAUUACUCAUGGUAAUUUCAUGAGGCAAGCCUUUUAUUCAAGUAACAUAAAAAUUAAGACUCGUGAUAUCAUACAAGCUAUUGAAGAAGAUGAAGAAGAAGAGAAAGAAAAAGAAAAGAAGAAGAAGAAAAAAAAUGAUAAUAAAGAUUUAUUAAGACUAAGUGAAAAUAUAAUUUCUAAAAUAAAAAGUGAUGGAAGUGAAAUAAUAAAAAAAGAAGGUUCCAUAUUAGAUGUAAAUUCACGUAAUGUUUGUUAUGCUUUAAAAAAUGGGAAAUUUCGUUUAAUAAAUCAGAAUGGUAUAAAUACUACAAGAGUAAAAUUAUUAUAUGAUAAUGAAGUUUUAUAUGUUUGUUUUAAUAAAGAAAAUGGGAAUUAUUUAUUAUUAUUAGAUAAUAAAGGACAUUUAUAUAUUUAUAAAAUUAAUGAAUAUAAAUUAGAUUUAAUUUUAUGUUUAAAUUUCCCUCCUUAUGAAAAAAAAAAUUCGAAUUUUAAUAUUUUAAAAGAUUUAAAAAAUGUUUUAAAAAGUGGAAUACCAAAAAAAGCUAGCUGGCUACCUAAAAGUGAUAAAUAUUUCCUGACUGGUCAUAAUAAUUGUAUAUAUAUAUGGAACUUAUCUUUAUUAACAAAUACAAUAAUUAUGAAUAAAUUAAAAGAUCAGAUUGAUGUAACUGAUAAGUUAAUAUCAUUAUGUGCUAUUACUUUAUCGUUUGAACAGGUAAUAUAUAAAUAUAAUUAUAUAUUUAAUGAAGAUAAUAUGGAAGAAAACAAUGAAGUGGAUGAAAAAAAUGAUGUGGAGGAAAAAAUAAAUAUAGAUGAAGAAAAUUGUUUUAAAAAAAGAAUAUUUUUGAAUACAUAUAGUUUAAGUUUAAAUGGAAAAUAUUUAUGUGCUUUAAUAAAUAAUUAUUAUAUGUUAAUAUGGUGUGUUCAUAAAAAUAAUCAUUUUAUAAAAUUUACCUUGGUUGGUUUAAAUAAUUUAAGUGUAGAAUUAGAAAAGAUACAUAAAGAAAUGUAUGUAGAAAGUGAAAUAAUAGAAGGAGACCAGAAAGAAAGUAAUAAUAUAAAUGUUAAUGUUAAUGAUAAUAACAAAAAAGAUAAUAUUUUAGCACAUAAUAAAAAUGAUCAACAUAAUGAUGAGAAUUUAAAAAAUGAUAACAUAUAUAUAAAUUCUGUACAUAUAAUAAACAAUUUUUUUUCACCUAAUGAAAAUAAUAACAAUAAUAAUAAUAAUAAUAAUAAUAAUCAAUCAUCUUAUUAUUUAUUAAUAUUCCAUAAAAACUGUUGUAUAUCAGUUUUUAAUUUUAAAUAUCAUGUAGAUGAAUUUUUUGAUAACUUAUCAGAACGCAUAGAUAUAUUGAAUAUAAAUAGUAUACAGAAUAUAUAUGUAGAUAAAAUUGGGCAUAUUGAAAAUAUUGAAUUAUUCGUGGAUCCAUCAGAAUUUUUUGUUUUUUUUAAUAUUUCAUAUAAACUUAUUACUAAUGAGAGAAAAAAAAAAACAGAAGUUAAUAAAAGUCUUCUGUUUGUUUUAGAAAUAUUUAAUAAAAAAAGGUUAGAUUUUAAAAUACAUCCUAAGUUUUUUCAUAUACCAAAUAAAUCAAUACUCCCCUUGUGUUCUAUAAGAUUAUUACAAAUAAAUGACGCUAUGAAAUUUACAAAGGUUUUGAAUGUAUCUGUAUCAUCAUCUUCUUUAAAUAUAAUUAACCUCUUUAUGUUUUCAAUCAUAUUUAAUUCUUCAAAAAAUAAUGUGAGUGUUCAAUCUUUUUCUGCUCCGAUACCUUUGUUAAUGGGAGACGUGUGUGGAACUGAGAAAGACAGUGGUGUGAUGACACAUGGCAAUGUUGUCAUAGAGAAUGAUAAUAAUAAUAUGAGUGAUUAUCACAAAGAUCAGUGUGUUAAUAUUACACAUGGAGAUGAAAAUUUUAAUUUUGAUGAAUGCACUAGUAUGAACAAAGAAGUUGAUGAUAUAAAUAAUAAUAUAAAUUUUGUAAAGAAAAAUUCAGUGACUGAACAUUAUGAAAAUUUUGUAAAUAUUUUGAAGUUUAAAGAGAGUGAAAAUAUGGAGAAAAUACACAAUAUGAAUGAUAAUAUGAAUGAUAAUGUGAAUGAUAAUGUGAAUGAUAAUAUGAAUGAUAAUAUGAAUGAUAAUAUGAAUGAUAACAUGAAUGAUAAUAUGAAUGAUAAUAAGUAUAAUGUUAAUGUUAAUAUGAACAGUUUCAAUGUUGAGAGCUGCAAAUCUGUUGAGCAUAUAAAUAAUUAUAAUAGGGCAUCAGAAGAUAUGAAUGAAAAUGGAAGUUUUGAAUAUUUAAAGAAAUAUAUAAAUAAUGAAGAAAAUAAUUUACUCAUGAGAAAUAAAUUAAAAGAAUUGUUACAUAAAAGGAAUGAGUAUUAUAUAGGGAAUAUAAAAAAUGAUGAUCAUGUAUCUGUUUCAACAUUAGGAAUAUCUAACGAAUUGGAUAUAUUAAAUAAACAAAAUAGUAAUCAAAUUAAUAAUAAAUAUGAUUUGAAUGAAUGUAAUAAAUCCUUAGACCAUACAUUUUCUGUUGAAAAUAAAAAAAAUGGGACUUGUGAUAAUACAUAUGAUAAUAUAAAUAAUGAUAAUUUGUUGAGUUAUUCUAUCAGUGAAAUAAAAACUAAUGGUUUAUCAUUUGACGAGGUUUUAUUAAGUGAUGAUAUAAAGAAUAAGGAAGAAAAAGAAAAUAUUUAUAUAAAUGGUAAUAUUAAUGAUAAUAUUAAUGAUAAUAUAAAUAAUAAUGUGAAUAAUAAUGUGAAUAAUAAUAGCAUUAGUGGGGUCAAUUCAGAUUUUUGGCAGAAAUUCAAUCAACAAUAUCCCAUAUGCGUAAAAAAGAGAAGCAGCAAAAUGAAACCCUUUAAUGAUACCAAAGAUAUUGUUGACUUAAUAUUUUCUAGCAAUACAAAUUGUAAGGUUAAAGAGGAAGAGGAAGAAAUAAGAGAUGAUAUAAAAAAUGAUGAGGUAAAAAAAAAUGAUGGGGUAAAAAAUGAUGAGGUAAAAAAUGAUGGGGUAAAAAAUGAUGAGGUAAAAAAUGAUGGGGUAAAAAAUGAUGAGGUAAAAAAUGAUGGGAUAAAAAAUGAUGAGGUAAAAAUUGAUGGGGUAAAAAAUGAUGGGGUAAAAAUUGAUGGGGUAAAAAAUGAUGAAGUAAUAUAUAUUGAGGCAAAAGACGAGGAAGAUAUACAAAAAAACCUUGAUCAUAAUAAAAAAAUAGAUAUCAUUAUGUCGAAUCAUAAAGAUAGUUUAAAGAAAUUUAUGGAGUGUGAAGAAGAAGAUGCUGAAGAGGAGAACAAAUAUAAUGUUGAUAAUAUGUGUGACAAGAAAAUUUCUAUUUUAAGCUUAUCAGAAAAUAAUAAAUUGUUGGAAGGAAAAAAAAAAGAAAGUCAUAUUACAAACAUAGUAUUAAAUAAUAACUAUGAUAAAAAUAAUUUGGAUGAUUUAAAAUAUAGGAAUUAUAAUGUUCCAAAUAUUCUUCAAAAUGAUCAAAUGUUGAGAAAGGGAGUAGAGGGUAAUAAAAUUUUCCAUCUUGUAAGUGAACUAGAAGGAGAAGAGCAUGCACAAAAUAAAGAUGAUGUUGUAAUAACAAAAAAUAUAAUUAUGGAUGACACACAUAUUAUGAAUAUAAAAAGUGAUGAAACCAAUGUGAAAAAGGAAAAAAAUUUAAAUUCGUUUUUACACAAAUUAGGGUUCUUUAAAAAUUCUUAUCCUAUAACAGUAGAUUCCAUAUCAAACAACAAUGAUAAUAUUAAGAAUGAGAUACAUGCAGAUGCAUGUUCAAUUAAAAAAUGUUCUAAUGUGAUAUAUGAGGAUACUACUACAUCUGAUUUGUUACUAUUUAACAGGAUGAAUGACAAGCAUGUGUGUGAUGAGGAGAUGAAGAAUGAAGAUAUGUGUGAUGAGAUGAAGAAUGAAGAUAUGUGUGAUGAGAUGAAGAAUGAAGAUGUGUAUGAUGAGAUGAAGAAUGAAUAUAUGUGUGAUGAGGAGAUGAAGAAUGAAUAUAUGUGUGAUGAAGAAAUGAAGAAUGAAGAUGUGUGUGGAUUUGUGCGUAGUAAUAAUAAUAUGGAUGGUUAUAAUAAAAAUAUUCAUAGCGAAGAUGAAAUAAAAAGUAAGGAUAAUAUAUUCAAUCAUGGUGAUGAAAAGAGAGAGGAUGAUAAUAUAGACGUACAUAUUAGAGGUGAGUCAAUAAAUAAAAAGGACAUGUUUAAAAAGGUAUACAAAAAUAUAAAUAGGAGAGUAUCAGAAAUAAUAUAUGAAGAGUUAAGAAAUAUGAAUGUUGUAGAAAAUGAAGGAUUAUUAAUAAAUAUUGAGAAAUAUAAUAAAGAAGGAGAAAAUGAGUAUAUGAAUAAAAGUAUAUAUAAUGAAGAUGAUAAAAGAUUUAAUGAAUAUAGCUGUUAUCGAAAUAGUUUUGAAAUGGAGAAAGAAUUAAAUAAAUAUCAUAACAAAAUAAAUGAAUUGAAUGAUGAAAUUAUAAAUAUGAAGAAUAUGCAUAAAAAUAUAAAUAUAAAUAUGAUAAGUAUAAAUAAUAAUUUGAAUAAAAUUUUUGAAAUGAUAAAGAGUAAUAUAUAUGUAAAAAACGAAAAAGAAAAUAUUAUGAGUAUGUGUGUUGGUAGUACAAAUAAUAUGGACAAAAUAAAAGAUUUAAAUAAUAUUUAUGAAAAUAAGUUGGAUAAAUUAGGAAAUGAAAUAAUGAAUAUAAAAAAAUAUAUGAAUAAUAGUAUAAAUAAACUUAAUGACAAUAUGCUUAUUAUGUGUGAUGAAUUAAAAAUAUAUGGAAAUAAAAGUAUAAAGAGUAGUAAUGAGAAUUUAAAAAAAAUUCUUUUUCAAGAUAUAUGUAAUAAAUUAGAAGAAUAUAAAAAGCAGAAGGAUUUACAAAAUAAUAAUAAUAUAUUACAUAAUAAUAAUAUUUUAAAUCAUAAUAAUAUCUUAAAUCAUAAUAAAGAAGUUAUUGAUAUUUUUAAUAAAAAUCAUCAUAAUGCUCUCAAAAAAAUAAUGCCUUCUCUAAUUUCAUCAGAAAUUCAAAUACAAUUUUCUAAGAGUGUUGUUCCUGGUAUGAGAGAAGCUUAUAAUACAGGAUUUCAAUCAAUAAAAGAAUCAUUUAAUUCAUUAAUAUCAGAUAAUAAAAAUUGGCUAGCUAAAGAAUUAUAUACAUUAGAAAAAAAUAUAUAUGAAAAAUGUGAACAAUAUAAUAAUGAUAUGUUAUUAGCUUUAAAUAAUAAAAUUGAAGCAUUACAAAGUGAUUUUAAAUUGGUGGUUUAUAAUAUAAAUGAAAAAAUGAAUACUAUAUCUGAGGAAAUGAAUAAGGCUCCUAAAGAAUUACAAGAUUAUAAUUCUUAUCAUAAUAAAAGUAUAAUGGAUGAAAAGGAAAAUAUCGACAAUGUGAAUAAUAUGAAUAAUGUGAAUAAUAUGAAUAAUAUGAAUAAUAUGAAUAAUAUGAAUAAUAUAAAUCAUAUGAAUAAUAAUAAUCAGAUGAUGAUUGUGGAAUAUAAUCAACAAGACCAAUUUCAAGAAAAUGUGCAUGCAUCCAAUAUAAGUAAUAAUUAUCACGUCAAUAAAAAUAAUGUUGUUAAAUCAAAUGUCGCCCUUACAAAUAUGAAAAGGGUUAAAGAGUCAUAUCCUGCACACCCUAGUACAUAUAUAAAUUCUAAAUCAAACCAUAUGAUGAACAUGAAUCAUGUUGUUACGAAUUCUAAUGGUAAGGGUGUUCUAUCUAAGGGUGUAAAGGCUUUAAGUGGAAUUCAUAAAGGUGUUAAUUCAAAUAAGGGUGUUAAUGUGGUCAAUAUGAAUAAUGAAAUUAUAAAUAAUAAUGUGAAUAAUAUUAUGAAUAAUAAUAUAAAUGCACAUAUAAAUAAUCAUAGUAAAAAUAUAAAUGCACAUAUAAGUAAUCAUAGUAAUAAUAUAAAUGCACAUAUAAAUAAUCAUAAUAAUAAUAAUAAUAAUAAUAAUAAUACAAAUGAAAAUAUAAAUGAUGCAUCUGCAGAUAUUAUAAUAAAAGGAAAAAUUAAUCAUUUAUUAAGUGAACAAGAAUAUGAUCAAGCCUUUACAUUAGCAUUAUCUGUGGAUAUAGAAAAGAAUACAAACGCAUAUUGGAUAUUACAAUUAUGUUAUAGAUAUCAUAAUAAUUUAUUAUCAGAAGAUAGUUUGCCUAUAAGUCAACCAGUAUUAUUAGGUAUAUGUAAAAUAUUAUGUGAAUCUUUAUUAAGAUCUAGCGAUUUAACUAUUGAAACUGCAGAUUUUAGAAUUAAAUGGAUAAGAGAAUGUUUAGAAGAAUUAGAUAUACAUCAUUCUGAUUUUCUUAAAACAAAUCCAUGUAUGUUUAUACAAAAUAUGUUUAAUAAUAUUUCUAACUUUUUAUAUGAUAUUGAAAAUUGUAUAAGAAAAAUAAAUGAAAAUAAUGAUAAUAGUAUGUCAAAAAAUAAAUUAAUGUUACAUACAGAUGUAUUGAAUAAUGAAACGAAUAUAUUAAAUUAUAAUGAAUUAGAUAUUCAAAAUAAAAAAUAUUCAAAAUAUAUUAAUAUAACAAAUAAUCAUACAUAUAAUAAAAACAUGUUGCUUAUCUUACAAGACAAGUUGCUACAAAUAAGGAAACUACUAAAGAGAAUUAUGAACAGUUUGAAUAAGAAUACUUCUGUGCAAUAA
Messenger RNA from Plasmodium gaboni, 6669 nucleotides. RefSeq lists its product as hypothetical. The record is from RefSeq and is a predicted model, not a curated record. Gene Ontology annotation, molecular function: protein binding. Gene Ontology annotation, biological process: deadenylation-independent decapping of nuclear-transcribed mRNA. Bases 1 to 6669 code for a protein of 2222 amino acids. Gene Ontology annotation, cellular component: P-body. Lineage: Eukaryota; Apicomplexa; Aconoidasida; Haemosporida; Plasmodiidae. The transcript is spliced from 2 exons.